UACGAAUGCUGUGAGUGUGGGAAAAGCUUCAAUCAUACCUCAGCCCUUAGUAGGCAUCAGCGAAUACACAGAGGAGAAAGACCCUAUGAAUGCUGUGAGUGCGGGAAAAGCUUCACUCAGAGAUAUACCCUUAACUCUCAUCAGAGAAUCCACACAGAAGAGCGACCCUACGAAUGCUGCAAGUGCAGGAAAAGCUUCACUCAGAGAUCAGCCCUUAUCUCUCAUCAGACAACUCACACGGGAGAGAAACCCUACGAAUGCCAUGAAUGUGGGAAAAGCUUCAAUCGGAGCUCUGCCCUUAUCAGACAUCAGAGAAUCCACACAGGAGAGACACCCUACACAUGCGCGGAGUGCGGGAAAAGCUUCAGUCUGCGCUCAAACCUUAUCAGACAUCAGAGAAUCCACACAGGGGAGACGCCCUACACGUGCUCUGAGUGUGGGAAAAGCUUCAGUCGGAGCUCAGACCUUAUCAGACAUCAGAGAAUCCACACAAGGGAGACGCCCUACACAUGCGCGGAGUGCGGGAAAAGCUUCAGUCAGAGCUCAGACCUUAUCACACAUCAGAGAAUCCACACAGGAGAGAAGCCCUACACAUGCGUGGAGUGCGGGAAAAGCUUCAGUCUGCGCUCAAACCUUAUCAGACAUCAGAGAAUCCACACAGGGGAGACGCCCUACACGUGCUCUGAGUGUGGGAAAAGCUUCAGUCGGAGCUCAGACCUUAUCAGACAUUGUAGAAUCCACACAGGAGAGACGCCCUACACAUGCGCGGAGUGCGGGAAAAGCUUCAGUCGGAGCUCACACCUUAUCAUACAUCAGAGAAUCCACACAGGAGAGAAGCCCUACACAUGCGCGGAGUGCGGGAAAAGCUUCAGUCGGAGCUCACACCUUAUCACACAUCAGAGAAUCCACACAGGGGAGACGCCCUACACGUGCUCUGAGUGUGGGAAAAGCUUCAGUCGGAGCUCAGACCUUAUCAGACAUUGUAGAAUCCACACAGGAGAGACACCCUACACAUGCGCUGCGUGUGGGAAAAGCUUUAGUCAGAGUUCAGACCUUAUCAGACAUAGGAAAAUGCACAUGGGUGAGAAACCUUAUGAAUGCACUGAGUGUGGGAAAAGCUUUAGUCAGAGCUCAGACCUUAUCACACAUCGAAGAAUCCACGCAGGAGAGAAGCCCUACACAUGCGCUGAGUGUGGGGAAAGCUUUAGUCAGAGCUCUUCUCUGAACGCACAUCGUAGAAUCCACACAGGAGAGAAGCCCUACACAUGCUCUGAGUGCGGGAAAAGCUUCAGUCACCGCUCAAACCUUAUCACACAUCAGAGAAUCCACACAGGAGAGACGCCCUACACGUGCACUGAGUGCGGGAAAAGCUUCAAUCAGUGCUCACACCUUAUCACACAUCAGAGAAUCCACACCGGGGAGACGCCCUACACGUGCACUGAGUGCGGGAAAAGCUUCAAUCAGCGCUCAAACCUUAUCACACAUCAGAGAAUCCACACAGGGGAGAAGCCCUACACAUGCUCUGAGAGCAGGAAAAGCUUCAAUCAGAGCUCAAACCUUAUCAAACGUAGGAAAAUCCACAUG
This is a messenger RNA of Mauremys reevesii (Reeves's turtle), 1584 nucleotides long. Its product is annotated as zinc finger protein 271-like. Lineage: Eukaryota; Metazoa; Chordata; Testudines; Geoemydidae. The annotation marks the transcript as partial. Gene Ontology annotation, molecular function: RNA polymerase II cis-regulatory region sequence-specific DNA binding; DNA-binding transcription factor activity. The transcript has 2 exons. The record is from RefSeq and is a predicted model, not a curated record. Gene Ontology annotation, biological process: regulation of transcription by RNA polymerase II.